This is a messenger RNA of Racocetra persica, 496 nucleotides long. The record is from the annotation of a GenBank genome assembly. NCBI's taxonomy places the organism in Eukaryota, Fungi, Glomeromycota, Glomeromycetes, Diversisporales, Gigasporaceae.
GCCAAGAGAUGAACGUAAACAAAACUGCCUCAUUUCAAUUCCUGGUUCAUCUGAGAAACAAGAACUAGUAAAAAAUGAUAUAGUACAUUUACUAUUGAAUACGCUUCCUGAAAAGUUUAUAAAAGAUAUAUGUGCUUUAGCACUAACUCCGUUAUUAACUGAAGAAAAAAUACUUGAUUGGGAUUUGGGAUAUGCUAUGACUGUGCAUACUAGUCAAGGGAUGAUGCUUGAAGCACCACAACGAGUUUGGAUAGAAGGUCUUCCAUUACCUCCUGAGAUUGAGGAAGCCAAAAAUAAGAAAGCAAUUGAGCGAUCCCUAAGACCAUUUAUUUCUGAAAAACUCGUAAGAUAUAUGGAUCAAGAUAAGAAAAAAGAAUGGGAUGAAGCUGGAAAUCCUGAUCAAUGGACGAUUGAUCGAAUUAAUAAUAAACUAGGACAUAUAAAAGGUAAUAUACGUCUUACUUGCUUGGAAUGUAAUCAGAAUUAUCAAGUCUGA